CCCACGCCUGUCACCCCGCCUGUGCUGGAACGCCAGUGUGCAAUCUCUCAGUUUCGUUUCCUGGUCACCACGGACGAUCAAGCGCCAACGCGGAGCUUGAUACCCACUCUCGACAUCCUCCAUCAUGGGAACCUGCUCGUCGACACAGACGCCAGCGUACGUCGAGACGCCCGACCCGGCGGCAACGCGCUCGCAGCGCAGCAUGGCCGAGUUCAUCCAGUCCGAGAACAACCCCAACCGGUCGCGGGCGCCGACGUCGCUGACCAAGACGUCGUUCACCAACUCACUCGUGCACUCGGGCUCGAUCCGAUUUGAUGACGUGCACCGCGACGACUACAAGGAGAUGCUGGCCAUGUACUCUCAGUUCUGGGUCGUGCCCGAGGACGUUGAGCGGACGCGCGCGAUCCCAAGCAACUACAUGAAGACCGAGAUGGGCCACUGCGAUGCGACUGCCGUCUUUCUCAAGUCGCUUGACCUGAAGCGGUCGCCCGCCGAGAUCGAGAAGAGCCGGAAGGCGCUGCUGAGCGAGAUCCGCUCCAUGGCGCGCAUCGACCAUCCGCACAUUGUGUCGUUCAUUGGCUUCAACAUUACGCCCGAGUUUGGUCUCUCGUGCAUCUUUGAGUUCAUGGAAGGCCGCACGCUGCGCCACCUCCUCGACAACCUCAAGCAGUUUGCGCGCCUCACAUGGGCCAACGAGAAGAUCAACAUUGCGUGCGACAUUGCCUCCGCGAUGGCCUACAUGCACGGGCUCAAGCCGCAGCUCCUGCACCGCAACAUGAAAGCCUCCAAGGUCCUAUUGACCAACCGGAAGCAAGCCAAGCUCAGCGGCUUUGGCAGCUCGCGCGACCGAACGUUCGACUGCGACAUGACCACGGGCGUCACGGGCGUCACCGACAUUCAGUGGAGCGCGCCGGAGCUCUUCAUCGACGGCGAAGACUACGAUGAGAAGGUCGACGUCUACUCGUUUGGCGUGCUCCUCACCGAAUUGGACACGGGCGCAAUGCCGUACGCGGUCGAAGCGGCGGGCAUGACGCUCCCGGACCUCACCGUGAAGCUCGUGACGGGCGAAUUGCGACCGAGCGUGUCGGCGACAUGCCCUGAGGUCGUUGCCAAGAUCAUCAAGCAGUGCCUCCAGCACGACAAGGCCCUUCGGCCGACAAGCGACCGCGUGCUCGAGAUGCUGCAGCACGCGCGCGUCGAGCUCAAGGCCGAGCGGGACGCAAGGCUCGGGCUCGACACUCUUCCGUAGUCGUUCAAAACUCAAUAUAAAGUUAACUCGUGUUGUCGUCG
This is a messenger RNA of Saprolegnia parasitica CBS 223.65, 1290 nucleotides long. RefSeq names its product TKL protein kinase. The coding region runs from base 125 to 1249 and encodes 374 amino acids. Gene Ontology annotation, biological process: protein phosphorylation. NCBI's taxonomy places the organism in Eukaryota, Oomycota, Saprolegniomycetes, Saprolegniales, Saprolegniaceae. The transcript has a single exon. The record is from RefSeq and is a predicted model, not a curated record. Gene Ontology annotation, molecular function: ATP binding; protein kinase activity.